Messenger RNA from Hyla sarda, 1737 nucleotides. It is a transcript of the gene LETMD1, whose product is annotated as LETM1 domain containing 1. Gene Ontology annotation, cellular component: mitochondrial inner membrane. The coding region runs from base 374 to 1369 and encodes 331 amino acids. The record is from RefSeq and is a predicted model, not a curated record. The transcript has 10 exons. Gene Ontology annotation, biological process: intracellular monoatomic cation homeostasis. Lineage: Eukaryota; Metazoa; Chordata; Amphibia; Anura; Hylidae. Gene Ontology annotation, molecular function: ribosome binding.
UCGCUCUCCAGACUCUUGCCUCUAUUUCAGAUGUAUCUUCCCUGCUAUCCCCAGGACAUUGUCUCUGUGCCCUCAACAAACAUGGCCUCUCUCGGAAGCUAUCACGUGAUGUCACCCCUUCACACGUGACCUCUGCACUAUCGACCUUGUCGCUUGUGACAGAUGCCGCUUCUCCUCCUAUAACAUGGCGCUGUACAGGACCGGGACCUGCCGGCUGCUUGUGGAUGGAGGGCGUCUGAGGAAAUGUCUAGUAUUGUUAUGCUGCUGGCCUGGAGUGCACCUUGUCCUCAGCGCCUCCGGUCCUGACAUCGUGGGAGCCCUGUGUCCGGCCAAAUGCUCUGUUCUCCAUCCUGUGCAGUGACCGUUCUUCCUAAUGCAGAGAGGACGGCCAACACUAAGGUACCAGCCGUGCCACUUAUCAACCAACCAAAAGCCACAAAGUGCGCUAUCUCUGAUCACUACAAAGGCUAAACAUCUCAAUUCAAGAUAUGAACAUUUUCUGGAAAGAAAGUUUCCUAACUUUUUUAUUCUGUAUUCCACUUUUAUGAGAGGACUCCGGAUGCUGUUGAUUGAAGGAAAGGAAGUACACAGGAUACGAAGAAAGAUGAGAAGCCAAGGGAUACAGUUUCACCAACUGCCUUAUAGGGAAAUGGAAAAAUUAAGACAGUUCAGAAGAGAUAUCAUCAAAGCUGCCCCGGUGAUGAUCAUUUCUAUCCCACCGUUUGCCAACUAUCUGGUGUUUGUUUUAAUGUAUUUGUUUCCCAGACAAUUGCUAAUCCGGCACUUUUGGACUCCAAAGCAACAGGAGGAGUUCUUAGAGAUUUAUCAUAACAAGCGGAAAGAGCUUUAUGAGGAUGUUUUAGACAGUAUUCUAAAAUCUGUUUGCUACGUGACGGAGCAGACUCUGCAGGAUCAGAUUCGACAUUUGGUCAAUCAGGUACAACAAGGAAUUCAUCCAAAGGUAGAAAACAUUCAGGAAUUCAAAGCCGCUUUCUCAGGUCCACCUUUAUCUAUGACCAGCCUUGAUAUCCAGCAAAUGAAAGCUUUAAGCCGUAUUAUGUUCCUGACACCACACCUUCCAGCUUUUUUCCUUCAGCGUCGGCUCAGAUCACACAUUUUUGAAAUUCAUCACCUGGAUGGUGCCCUGCUCCAAUAUGGAGUGAAAGAACUCACUGACGAAGAAGUGAAGAGGGCCUGUUAUAUGAGAGGGCUAAACUCCACCCACCUCAGUAUAGAAGAUUGUAGAAAAUGGUUAGACUGCUGGCUCCUGCUAUCGGAAAAAUUAAAAGAGUCUGAGGUGUCAUUAUUAUUGCACAGUAUGGUCCUACUAUCGGUCAACUACCUCCAGUCUUUAGAGAAGCCAAUGUGAAGUAAUCCACAGACAGUAGUCCUUUUACUUCUAUUCUAUUGGUAUCUUGAGCAGUGUCUUACCAGGUGUGGGCCCUCGAGAUUUCAUUCUCUGAAGACUUGUAAAGCAGCCACUAUUAAAGGGUUUAUUUCUUUCAGGACUCAGUAGGUUACAUAAACCGUCCUUUUCUCAGCAGACAUAUUUUGCAUGGGUGCAUUGUUAAAUAUUUUGUCUAAAAUAUUGGGGCCAAAUAAAUAAGGGAAAACCAUAGUUAUAAAAACAGCUAAGAUGUUUAUACACAGGCAAAUCUUCUAAAUGAACCAUUAUAGGUGUAUUUCAAGAAAAAAACCUUUUUAUUAUAUAUAUGUAUGUGUAUAUAUAUAUAUAUA